Molecule: messenger RNA, 833 nt
Organism: Drosophila guanche
Lineage: Eukaryota; Metazoa; Arthropoda; Insecta; Diptera; Drosophilidae
Gene: Roc1a
Product: RING-box protein 1A
Exons: 2
Coding region: 73-576 (167 amino acids)
Biological process (GO): ubiquitin-dependent protein catabolic process; protein ubiquitination
Cellular component (GO): nucleus; cullin-RING ubiquitin ligase complex
Molecular function (GO): cullin family protein binding; ubiquitin protein ligase activity; zinc ion binding
Source: RefSeq, a predicted model, not a curated record
UGAGCGGUCACAUUGUAGUUAAUAUCAUCAGCAAAUUGUGAAAUUUUUUAGUUUUUCUAGCUUUUCAAAUAAAUGGACAGAAAUAUGGAGGUUGACGAGGAAGAAUUCGAAGUGCCCUCCAGCAGCAGCAAGGGCGAAAAGAAGCGUUUCGAUGUUAAAAAAGUAAGUUUACAAAUGCAGCACACACAGCAUUUUCAGGCACUCAAUGCGCACACCGCUGCGUAUGUGAAUCAGUGCGUGUGCUGUGGUGUGUUCAAUGGGAAUUUAUUAACAAACCCUAUUUUUGCAAUUUUUCUUUUCUUUGCUGCUCCUUUCUGCAAUUAUCAGUGGAACGCCGUGGCUCUUUGGGCCUGGGAUAUCGUUGUCGACAAUUGCGCUAUUUGCCGCAACCACAUUAUGGAUUUAUGCAUCGAGUGCCAGGCUAAUCAGGCCUCUGCCACUAGCGAGGAGUGCACCGUGGCCUGGGGCGUUUGCAAUCACGCCUUCCAUUUUCAUUGCAUCUCGCGUUGGCUGAAGACACGCCAGGUGUGCCCCCUGGACAAUCGCGAGUGGGAUUUUCAGAAGUACGGUCACUAGACUGAACCAUAUGAAGCGUCUCCUUCCCAACAAAACACAACACCACACCACAUCGUUCUCCUCCAAGAAACGGCUUGCAGCAUGCACCCAUAUUCCUUGGGCCAGCCCCGGGAUAUUUGAGGACAGACACACCUCACAACCUCCAGGAUCAGAUUAACAUGAACAGCAGUACGGCGCCAAUGGAUUCAGUAAACUCUUAGAUGUAAGGAACUCAACUUUUUACACAAAUAAAGAAGAAAGUCCUGAAUAUACGUAAA